ACUUUGUUUAUAAUUUUCUUAAUCUAAACAACGCUACUGUUUUGAUUGUCUUCAAUGACACUUGUUCAACCAAAAAAACACCAGAAGCUGGCUAAGCGAGGAAGACCUCGAAAAACUGUCAAGGUAUCAUGCAAAAUUCCUAUCAACAGGGAAAUUGAUAAAAGCAAGCGAGCAACAAAUGAAAGCGUAUAUGAUAAUAAUGAAGUCAAGAAUUGGGUGAUGCAGCGAGCGAAAGACGUUGAAGCUAAUCUACCGCCUAAAUUUCCUAGCAUGAUCAAAUGUAUGCUGCCUUCUCAUGUUGCAGGAGGUUUCUGGCUGGGUCUUCCGAUGAAAUUCUGCGACGACCAUAUGCCAAUACAAGACACAAUGAUUGAUUUGGAGGAUGAGAAUGGAGUGACGUUUCAAGCAAAAUAUCUUGCGGGAAAGGUUGGUCUCAGCGGUGGAUGGAGAGGGUUCUCCAUAGCUCACAAUUUAGUGCAGGGCGAUGUAUUGAUUUUUCAACUUGUGAGGCCUAAUAAAUUCAAGAUCUACAUUGUGAGAGUAAAUGGUUCAGAAGAAGUAGAUGUUUCUCAUGCUGUCUUGCAGUCGGAAGCUUGGCCAAAGGAAGCGAGUCCUGAUCAAUCUGAGAAUGCGUCUGUGACUACUGAAAAAAUAGAACAUCUUGAGUCAGAGCCGGUCUUAAUGUGCGAUCCCGAACUAGACAAUCAGAAGAAUGAUGCGAAGGACAGUUAUACCGACAUUGGGCUCACAUCAGAACAUUCUGAAAAUGAAAGUCAAGAUGUUGGCUUGGAUUUACUUGAUGGAAUCGGAUUAUCUGAAUCUGCUGUUAAUUUUAAGGAAGUGAAAUGUUAUGAGGAUUUUGACAUUCUGAACAAGCGCUUCGAGCUACCCAAAAAGCUUCAAUUUAAGUACUAUAAACUUUGUUGUAGCAAAAGAUCGUUUCUUCAUGAGCAUCUACUGGAGGGCCUUAAUUUAAAGCUAGCAGCAGGUGUAAUUGCGGAGACUAUUGACAUCGCAGACGCCAUCAGAGCUUCCAAGCUUACUACACGACUAAACAGUUUCAUCGCUUGGAAGAAGAAAUUGGACGCCUUAAAGAAAUUGGGAAUGGAGGUUGAUUUCUUGAUUGCGCGGACGGAUCAGCUUAUUGACCUUCUUGUUAAUUCAAGGAGGUACAAGGCGCUUACAAAUAGAAAAGUUGCACUAGAAGAAAGGAUUAGAAGUCUCGAAAUGCAGCUUUUGGAAAUGAAGAAGGAAACUAAUAGAGUUGAUUUUGAGAUUCAGGAGUUGGAGGCGGAGGGGGGGAAUCACGAGCUUAUGUUCCGAGGGGCGGUUGAAGCCCCAUGGUAGCAGACUUAUGUAUAGUUUGUGUAUAGUUUUUGUAGGGGAACAGGAGCUUAUUGUCACUAACGUCUUAGUGCUGCAUGUAUAGUUUUUGUGUUAUAAGUUCUCUGAGUUGUGUAUGACAACAUUGCAACUCUUGCAUAUACUAAUAGUAAUAGAGAUUAGUUACUGUCCUCA
Messenger RNA from Mercurialis annua (annual mercury), 1518 nucleotides. Its product is annotated as B3 domain-containing protein Os01g0234100-like. NCBI's taxonomy places the organism in Eukaryota, Viridiplantae, Streptophyta, Magnoliopsida, Malpighiales, Euphorbiaceae. The record is from RefSeq and is a predicted model, not a curated record. Bases 55 to 1347 code for a protein of 430 amino acids. The transcript has 8 exons. Gene Ontology annotation, molecular function: DNA binding.